AUGCACCGAUAUAUCUCUGCCUCCCUUCGGAAUCGUCGGUCACUCCCAAAGCCAUCGGUUUCUAUUUCCUCUUCAACGACUCUUCCUCCUUUCUCGCUUGCAUGGCGACUACGAACACGGCAAGCGUCUACCUCUACGUCUGGCUUGCCUUCAGACGUAGCUGAAUCUUCUGAACAAAAGCCUACAAAACCCAAGGCCUAUACCCCCCUUCGCCGCACCGCUUCCGCCUCCCUUCCCAUUCGCUCAAAUCCAACACCCACACGCUCUCCAAUUCAGCCCAUAAUCACGCUCGCGACCGCGGAGCGCUACAUUCUUCCCCGUCUUAGCUCACGGAUGACUACGCUCGGUGUACGGCCUCUGCAUGAAGCGUAUUGGAUUCCGAAGUGGAAGUUCAGGGACGAGGAAUUAGGCGAGGACAAGGAAGCCGAAAUCUUCAUCUUUGGGAACGGGAGCUUCGUAUGUUGGGGUAUGACGGAGGAGCAUGCGGUGAUGUUUCAGAAAGAGGUAUUGAAGAGAACGGGGGCAGAGUUGGUGCCAUUUAGAGAGGCAGAAACGGAGGAAUUGGAGUUUGUGACGGAUCCUUCAGAGACCACGCGACUCCAAGGCGACAUUAUCAUUCUAGGACGUACCCCCGCUCCUUCUUCUGAAGACACCCUGCCACCGAUCCUUCCUUCAUCCGCCUUCCCCGAAGACACCCUACUCGCGCGCUAUGCAUUCUCCCAGGCACUCUCUCGCUCAACCGCACUCUCUGCCCUUGAAGUUUCUCUGGAGAACUACCUUUCUUCAACUUCAACUCUACCCCAUUCUCUCGAGACUACGGGAAAGCCAGGACUUGGGAGGAGAGCAUUAAUCAAAAAGCUGGGAGCACUGUUGAAGUUCAGGCAGGGUUUGAUUCUUAACAGAGAGAAUUUCAAUGAUACCCCAGAUUUCUAUUGGGCGGAACCGGUCCUCGAAGGAUACUUCAACAGCCUGAGCAACGCGCUCGAAGUCCGAGCUAGAAUUCGGUCUGUUAAUGACAAAAUUACAUAUGCUGCCGAGGUCCAAUCCGUUUUGCGUCAACUUCUGACCGAGCAUUCUGCUGCCAGUAUGGAACUCGUCAUCAUCGCUCUCAUCGCCGUCGAAGUUGUCAUCGUCCUUAUUCGUGACGUCCCGGAGCUCUGGUCGGAACGCAAGGAGCAUGGAGCUCAAAGCGAGCGCGAACAUCUGGCUUAAGCUCGGCGCACCCCCGCUCUUUCACCGCACAGUAGAUGCCUUUUAUUGCUUAUGCUCGUUCGAAUUAUAUAGUCCACCACAUCUCACUAACUCAUAGAUCUUUGUAUAAUUUUCUCCCACAUAAUGUGCAUCAUCCGUCAC
Molecule: messenger RNA, 1353 nt
Organism: Stereum hirsutum FP-91666 SS1
Lineage: Eukaryota; Fungi; Basidiomycota; Agaricomycetes; Russulales; Stereaceae
Exons: 6
Coding region: 1-1212 (403 amino acids)
Biological process (GO): positive regulation of mitochondrial translation
Source: RefSeq, a predicted model, not a curated record